Alosa sapidissima (American shad) is the source of this 6098-nucleotide messenger RNA. It is a transcript of the gene znf521, whose product is annotated as zinc finger protein 521. Gene Ontology annotation, cellular component: nucleus; chromosome. Bases 592 to 4779 code for a protein of 1395 amino acids. The transcript has 8 exons. Gene Ontology annotation, biological process: regulation of transcription by RNA polymerase II. Gene Ontology annotation, molecular function: DNA-binding transcription factor activity, RNA polymerase II-specific; chromatin insulator sequence binding; RNA polymerase II transcription regulatory region sequence-specific DNA binding. NCBI's taxonomy places the organism in Eukaryota, Metazoa, Chordata, Actinopteri, Clupeiformes, Clupeidae. The record is from RefSeq and is a predicted model, not a curated record.
AGGAGGGAGCUCACAUCUUCUCUCCGCUUCUUCAUCCUCUUUUUAAACCAAUUUAGACGUAGACUUAGUCCCGAUUCAGAUUCAAAUACAUGAUUAGCUAACGGGAGUGAGAAAAGGGAUAGCCUAAAUUAGUUUUAGUGCCUGUCAGUUGACUAUGUAAGGAAAAGUAUUUUUUCCGUUUUGUUUUGUUGCAUUUUUUUUUAUCAUUCUCAGCAGGCGUUUGCUGUUGUGCUCUUUCGCGAUAGUCUGACAGCAAAAUAUUCCAUUUUUGUUUUAAAUCGGAUAUUCGUCUGAUCAUUCUUAUUGCUGGGAGAUGGAUCCGCAUGAUGGAAUUGUCACUAUCGAUAUUCUGACACUUUGCUGGGUGCCACAAUUAAACUAAAUAGGCUACGUAAAGACAGAUAAUUUUGACAUUUUAGACAUCCUCGUAUGAAAUACGAAAGCGUCAACUAUCACAGGCUACUGAUGGUUUAAAAAGCGCUCCGCAUUAUUGGUGAAAUAAGACCAGGAUUACGCCAGGUAUCUUAUUUGCGUUGUGUUGAAUGCAAUAUAUCAGAGCGAAUCUGGGAAACUUCAGCGGUUUUCUGUAGGAUGUCGCGCCGCAAGCAAGCUAAACCAAGAUCCCUGAAAGUAGAAGACGAUGUGACUGAGGCCCAGCUCACCCCAGGGCAGACUGCCGUAGCAAGCGAUCCAGACUUCGGCCCAGAGGGGGUGGUGGAGGAUGCAGAGGACGGCCGUCUGAGGAAGAGGCGUCUGUCUCCGGAGCAGGGCGAGGAGGGGGAGGAGGAGGACGACGAGGCCGUGCUGCACAGCUGCGGCGGCUGCCGGCAGGUGUUCGAGUCACUGAGCGAUCUCACCGAACACAAGAUUAAUCAAUGCCAGCUGACAGACGGAGCUGACCUUGAGGAUGACCCUUCCUGCUCUUGGCCUGCAUCUUCGCCCUCCAGCAAAGACCAGACGUCCCCCGGCCACGGCGAUGACUACGACUUUGGUGAGGAGGAAGGCGUUCCCGGCCUUCCCUACCCGUGCCAGUUCUGCGACAAGUCCUUCAGUCGCCUGAGCUUUCUGAAGCGCCACGAGCAGAGCCACGGCGACAAGCUGCCCUUCAGCUGCACCUUCUGCAGCCGCCUGUUCAAGCACAAGCGCAGCCGCGACCGGCACGUCAAGCUGCACACCGGCGACAAGAAGUACCACUGCGGCGAGUGCGACUCGGCCUUCUCGCGCAGCGACCACCUCAAGAUCCACAUGAAGACGCACGCCUCCAACAAGCCGCACAAGUGCCCCGUGUGCCGCCGUGGCUUCCUCAACUCCAGCUCGCUCCACGGACACAUGCAGGUGCACGAGCGCGGGGCCAAGGAGGGCGUGGGAGCGGGCGGCCGGGCCGAGACGCGCAAGUGCAGCCGCUGCGAGGAGGGCUUCGACGUGCCCGAGGAGCUGCAGCGCCACAUCGCCGAGUGCCACCCGGAGUGCUCGCCGUCGGACGACGCUGCCCUGGGGCCCGGGCUGCAGUGCAUCUACUGCCACGAGCCCUUCGGCGACGAGGGCACGCUGCUGAGCCACAUCGACCAGGCGCACGGGCGCGACCGCGACCGCAAGGGCCACGCGUGCGCCGUGUGCUCCGAGCACUUCGCCACCGUGGAGGAGCUCUACGCCCACAUGGACGUCCACCAGCUGCCCGAGUCCAGCAACCACAGCAACAGCCCCUCGCUGCUGACGGUGGGCUACACGUCCGUGUCCAGCACCACGCCCGACUCCAACCUCUCCGUGGACAGCUCCACCAUGGUGGAUGCGGCGCCGCCGGUCCCCAAGACCCGCGGCCGGAGGAAGAGGACCGCCCAGCACGCCUCCGACAUGCCUGGCCGCUUGGCCAAGCAGUCCAAAACCGCCUACAGCUGCAUCUACUGCAACAAGCAGGUGUUCUCCAGUCUAGCCGUGUUGCAGAUUCACCUGAAGACCAUGCACCUGGACAAGCCGGAGCAAGCCCACACCUGCCAGUUCUGCCUGGAGGUGCUGCCAUCUCUCUUCAAUCUCAAUGAACACCUGAAGCAGGUGCACAACGCCGAGGACCCCUCCGCGCUGCUGGCCACACUAUCGGACGCCUUACUUCAGUGCAACUUCUGCCCGGAGGUCCUGGGCGACCUCAACGCCCUCCAGGAGCACAUCCGCUGCUCGCACGGCUUCCCCAGCCCCGUGGCCAAGGAGAGCAACGCCUUCUUCUGCCCGCAGUGCUUCAUGGGCUUCCUGACCGAGGCCACGCUGGACGAGCACGUGCGCCAGACCCACUGCGACACGGGCAGCCUGCGCUUCGACUCGCCGCUGGCGGUCAGCUCCAAGGACCCCAUCGUGGAGGUCUACUCCUGCUCGUACUGCACCAACUCGCCCAUCUUCAACAGCGUGCUGAAGCUCAACAAGCACAUCAAGGAGAACCACAAGAACAUCCCGCUGGCGCUCAACUACAUGAACAACGGCAAGCGGUCACUCAGGGCCCUGAGCCCCUCGUCCCCCGUGUCCGUGGACACGGCUCUGCUCAAGCACGCCACUCAGUCCUCGCGCUCGGCCAGUGAGUUCAUCUGUAACCAGUGCGGCGCCAAGUACACCAGCCUGGACCUCUUUCAGACCCACCUCAAGACGCACCUGGACAGCGUGGUGCCGAUGCUCACCUGCCCGCAGUGCAACAAGGACUUCCCCAACCAGGAGUCCCUGCUGAAGCACGUGACGGUGCACUUCACCAUCACCUCCACCUACUACAUCUGCGAGAGCUGCGACAAGCAGUUCACCACCGUGGACGACCUGCAGAAGCACCUGCUGGAGAUGCACACCUUCGUGUUCUUCCGCUGCACGCUCUGCCAGGAGGUGUUCGACUCGAAGGUGUCCACCCAGCUCCACCUGGCGGUCAAGCACAGCAACGAGAAGAAGGUGUACCGCUGCACCUCGUGCAACUGGGACUUCCGCCACGAGACGGACCUGCAGCUGCACGUCAAGCACAGCCACCUGGAGAACCAGGGCCGGGCGCACCGCUGCAUCUUCUGCGGCGAGUCCUUCAGCACCGAGGUGGAGCUCCAGUGCCACAUCACCACGCACAGCAAGAAGUACAACUGCCGCUUCUGCAGCAAGGCCUUCCACGCCAUCAUCCUGCUGGAGCGCCACCUGCGCGAGAAGCACUGCGUGUUCGAGGGCAAGGCCCAGAACUGCGGCACCAACGGCUCCACCUCGGGCGGAGGCGACCCCGUGUCCAAGGACGACCCCGAGCUGCAGGGCCUCAUGGGCAACAGCCACGGCGGCAGUGGAGGAGGAGGUGGAGCCGGAGGUGGAGGAGGAGGUGGUGGUCACGUCGGCGCCGGGGAGUCCCACAACAGCCACGACGGCAGCGAGGAGGACGUGGACACCUCGGAGGUGAUGUACAGCUGCGACAUCUGCGGCGCCUCGUACACCAUGGAGUCCCUGCUGACCAACCACCAGCUCCGCGACCACAACAUCCGGCCCGGCGAGAGCGCCAUGCACAAGCGCAAGGCCGACAUGAUCAAGGGCAGCCACAAGUGCAACGUCUGCUCGCGGACCUUCUUCUCCGAGGCCGGACUUCGCGAGCACAUGCAGACCCACCUGGGGCCGGUCAAGCACUACAUGUGUCCCAUCUGCGGCGAGCGCUUCCCCUCGCUGCUCACGCUGACCGAGCACAAGGUCACCCACAGCAAGAGCCUGGACACGGGCAGCUGCCGCAUCUGCAAGAUGCCACUGCAGAGCGAGGAGGACUUUCUGGAGCACUGCCAGAUGCACCCAGACCUGCGCAACUCGCUGACCGGCUUCCGCUGUGUUGUCUGCAUGCAGACCGUCACCUCCACGCUCGAGCUCAAGAUCCACGGCACGUUCCACAUGCAGAAGACCGGCACCAUGUCCACCAACCACCCGGUCGGCCGCACGCAUGUCAUCCCUCACCAACACAGUCAGCACCACCAGGCCCAGAAGCUCUUCAAGUGCGCCUCGUGCCUGAAGGAGUUCCGCUCCAAGCAGGACCUGGUCAAGCUGGACAUCAAUGGACUGCCCUACGGGCUGUGCGCCGCUUGCGUGAGCGCGGCCGGCAGCAAGAGCUCCAGCCCCACCAUGAAUGGAGCCAAGCAGCAGCAGCAGCAGCAGGGAGCCCCAGUGUCCUCGGGGACCGCGGGCUCCUGGGGCCAUGGAGGAGACAGCCCCAGCGACGCCAAGGGCAAAGCCGCCUCCUCUUCGGCCUCAUCCACAUCCUCCUCCUCGUCGGCGGCCGCCAAGACCCGCUGCUCCAGCUGCAACGUGAAGUUCGAGUCGGAGGCCGAGCUGCAGACGCACGUGCAGACGGUGCACAAGGACCAGGCCGGGGACGGCAGCGGCCAGCUCCGCACCCCACAGGUGUCCCCGAUGCCCAGAGUGAGCCCGGCGACGACCGACGAGAAGAAGACCUACCAGUGCAUCAAGUGCCAGAUGGUCUUCUACAGCGAAUGGGACAUUCAAGUCCAUGUUGCCAAUCACAUGCUUGAGGGGCUGAACCACGAGUGUAAGCUGUGCAACCAGACCUUCGACUCGCCCGCCAAACUCCAGUGCCAUCUCAUCGAGCACAGCUUCGAGGGCAUGGGUGGCACCUUCAAAUGUCCCGUGUGCUUUACAGUAUUUGUUCAGGCGAAUAAGCUCCAGCACCAUAUUUUCUCAGCCCACGGUCAAGAGGAUAAAAUCUACGACUGCUCCCAGUGCCCACAGAAGUUCUUCUUUCAGACAGAACUGCAGAACCACACAUUGAGCCAGCACAGCAGCUAACAAGGUGAUGGUGCACACCCCUCUGCCAAUGCCACAAUCACAGAGAACUCCAUCGGAGGAUGACAACUAUCCAUGUGGUUCUGCCCAUUUAUGCACUGAACUUCAGUUUCAGUAACAGAUUGUUUUUGUUUUUGUUUGUUUGUUUUUCACAAAAGUGAACAAAGUGCAUAUGAACACAAACAGGAAAAAAAGAUACAUGACCCAAGGUCUUUGUGAAUUGUAUUGUUCAGUAACUGGCUAACGUGUAAAUAAUGUUCAUGUGUUGCUACUCCUCAACUAUAAAGCAGUCUUGCAUUUGCCAGGGUAAAAAACAAGUCUUUGUUACAAAAAAAGAAAAUGAACAUGGCCGUUGAAAUGAAGUGUAUGAACCAGACAUCAGGACCAGUCAAAAUGGACACAGUUGCAUAGGGACAGCCUUCCAUGGUGCCCCGCUCAAAGCUUGCCUCUGAACGUCCAGAGAUGGAAUGCUCGAUCACCAGCAAACUGAAGCCUGCCAUUUUGUGAUUUAUCUUUCAACAGCCACCUCAGUUUACAGGUCAAGCUGAGGUGGGUCAAUCAUUGAAGCGCGCUCUGUCGAUGUAACGAAACAAAAAUGAAAAUCAGCAUUCUGAUAUAUGCAAACCCAGUGAACAGUGGGCGGAGACAGGGCUAUCUCUUGGUGUUUGGGAGAGAAUAUAGUCCCUGCAAGUCCUCAGAACAGUUUCCACUAGCAUGGCAGAAGUAUCUGCUUCUCUGAACGAACCUGUAUAUUUCUGUUAUUAAUGUUUACUGUUUGGCCGAGUCUGGAAGUUUCCUUUCAUCUUUGUUAUAUCAGUAUAUCAUAACUGGGUGGGGGGGGGAAAUAAGCUCCUUUUGGUGCAGUCUUUCUCAAGGGGAACACACAGAUGCUUGUCCCCUACUCUCCCUGAAGCAGCCCUACCUUUCACUGAUGUUGUGUGCAGACCCAUUGCGCCAUAGGUGAAAGGCAUUGUUGUAUAUUCUGUACAGUAUUCCCCAACCCAGACCCACAAACACCCAUACGUUCCCUUCUAUACCAGUUUUGCAUUCAUGGAACUUGAGAUGCACUUUUCUAUGAAACUUUCCUGCUUGGACGUUCUUGUUUGGGGAAAAAAAAAUGUCAUUAUUGUCUUGAGAAGACUGAGAGAAGACUACCACCUCAACUGAAAGACUCUGGUGAAACAAAAUGUAUCAUGAACCGAAACCUCUGGUGUUAAUUAAAAAAAAAAUGUAAUGUACAAAUAUGAACUGAGAUCUGAAUUUGGCAGACCUCCUUUUUUGUGUUGCACAUGUGAUGAAAAUAUUAAACCUGUAUGAUGAGA